Molecule: messenger RNA, 1014 nt
Organism: Alternaria burnsii
Lineage: Eukaryota; Fungi; Ascomycota; Dothideomycetes; Pleosporales; Pleosporaceae
Exons: 1
Coding region: 1-1014 (337 amino acids)
Biological process (GO): regulation of transcription by RNA polymerase II
Molecular function (GO): DNA-binding transcription activator activity, RNA polymerase II-specific
Source: RefSeq, a predicted model, not a curated record
AUGACGCGAAGCAAAGCCCCUUCAAAACCUUCUAUGCUCUGCGCUGGGCAGUCGACAGUCGAUGAAUCUAUCGAUGAUGGUCAUGUCUACCAAGAAGAACCUGUCAAUGUGGGUCACAUGGAGCUCCUCAUACACGCAAUGCUCAACGAAGAGAUGUACAACUUUGCGAUCGGGUUUGAGAAGUUUCAUCGCGCUGGUCUCGCCCUAGGUAUGGAGACGGCUUUGAAGGCACCAUAUCUUAUGCACCAAAUUCUAGCUUUCUCCUCCUGCCAUUUGGCACAUGCGAACCCGCACUGUUCAGCCUAUUACCGGAAUCAGGCUGUAACUUUGCAGACACGCGCUGUUUCGAUUUUCAAUACGACUAGAGCCGAAGUGAACCAGCUGAAUUGCGUACCGAUGCUACUCUUCUCGUCCAUGCUGGGUCAGCAUCUACUGGCGGAGAUACUCGCAGUACAGCCCUCAACCGACAUGGAGGUAUUCAUUACGCACUAUAUUCAGUGUAUAGAGAUGCACAGAGGAAUCUACACCAUUGCUACGUCCGCGUGGUCACUGCUGAUGAAAUCGGAACUCGAGCCUAUACUGUCCAUGAGCAAGAAGUUCACUUCGCGGCAGUCCGAAGGCGAUGACUGUUCAACGGUCGUCAGUCUUAUUGAAAAUACGGAUGGUAUGAGCGCAGAGGAAAAACAUGCUUGUCGAAUUGCAGUCCACUACCUGCAAGUCGGGCUCGAUGCAGUACGAAGGGACGAAGAUUCGCCAAUCAGUCAGUACCAGAUGAUCUGCGAAUGGACUAUGUUGAUCCCUCCGGGAUUCACCAGACUCUUGGCCGCGAAGCAGCCCGUGGCAUUGGUAGUGCUUGCACACUACGCAAUCUUACUACACUUUGGCAGGCGUCUAUGGCAGGUUGGCGAUGCGGGACUUCAUAUAUUGGCAAUCAUUGACAAGUAUCUCGGAUCUAAAUGGGAUGCUUGGUUGUCAUACCCACGGGCAAGAAUUACCAGUCCAGUCUUGCGGUAG